Molecule: messenger RNA, 1247 nt
Organism: Drosophila willistoni
Lineage: Eukaryota; Metazoa; Arthropoda; Insecta; Diptera; Drosophilidae
Gene: SrpRbeta
Product: signal recognition particle receptor subunit beta
Exons: 3
Coding region: 86-820 (244 amino acids)
Biological process (GO): Golgi to plasma membrane protein transport; protein localization to organelle; intracellular protein transport
Cellular component (GO): Golgi apparatus
Molecular function (GO): GTP binding
Source: RefSeq, a predicted model, not a curated record
CACAAAUAGCACCGAACACUUUUCCUCGGUUGUUUUGUUGUUUGUUUUCCUUUUUCGAUUGUGUUUAUUUAAUUGCUAUUUAACCAUGGACAAAUUAAAUGAAAAUGGUCGAGAAAAGAAGCAAAUCAAGCUGGGAGAAAUUGAUACAGGACCCAUAUUGAUAGCCCUGUUACUUGGCUUCAUAGCUGUCGCCAUCUUUGUUAUACUCCGUCGACGUUCGGCUGGACGUCGCGACUUUCUUCUAACCGGUUUGAGUGAAUCGGGCAAAAGUGCCGUAUUUAUGCAAAUCGUCCAUGGUAAACUACCCGAGACAUUUACCUCGAUUAAGGAGAAUGUUGGUGACUAUCAUGCCGGACACUUGUCCGCUCGUCUAGUCGACAUACCAGGCCACUAUAGAGUGCGCGACAAAUGCUUCGAGCUCUACAAACGCAAGGCGAAGGGCAUCAUUUUUGUGAUUGACUCCGUGACAGUGCAAAAGGAUAUUCGUGAUGUGGCUGACUUUUUGUAUACCAUAUUGUCGGAUAGCGCCACACAACCGUGUUCCGUGCUGGUCCUUUGUAAUAAACAGGAUCAGACGACAGCCAAAAGUGCCGUGGUUAUUAAAAGUCUACUCGAAAAGGAAUUGCAUACGGUGCGCGAUACGCGCAGUCGUAAACUUCAAUCCGUGGGCGAUGAUGAAGUGAAUAAACCUAUUACGCUGGGCAAAUUGGGACGGGACUUUGAAUUUGCCCACAUCUCGCAGAAUAUACAAUUCUUCGAGUCCUCAGCCAAGGACAAGGAGUUGUCCAAUUUAACCAAUUGGAUUGAUCGCAUGUUGUGAAACACAAACAAAACAAAAACCACACCAGACAGACAACAAAUUCAAAGGACUGAAUGUAUCCUAAUCCUAAUCGAACGAAUCGUAACUGCGCAACUGAUAUUUAUGUUUUAAUUGCUAAGCAUUUAGCUAAAUUUUAUACGCUCUCCAUAAAAAAAAAAACGGAAAACACACAAAAAAAACGAAAAACUCCUUCCUAUUGAAUUUUCAUUUACAUAUUGUUAAAUCUACUUUUUACACUACUUUUUGUUUAUUCCAUUUUAAUUUUUUGUUUUUACAUUAACUUUACGUGCCUCUUGAGGGACAAGAAAACAAAAUUUAGAUUUAAAUUGAAGUUUAUAUUAUAAUCAUAGCAUUAAUAUUGCUAUAUCUUUUUGAUAAAGAUGAGAUGGGCGAGUAAAACAACAAAAACAACAAAUCACAAGUAAAA